Tuber melanosporum (Perigord truffle) is the source of this 663-nucleotide messenger RNA. RefSeq lists its product as uncharacterized. Bases 101 to 502 code for a protein of 133 amino acids. The transcript has 3 exons. The record is from RefSeq and is a predicted model, not a curated record. NCBI's taxonomy places the organism in Eukaryota, Fungi, Ascomycota, Pezizomycetes, Pezizales, Tuberaceae.
GGUCUCUACAGUCAGUAGCGCGUAAACCUAAUCCCAACGUCAAGCUACAGUACUCCUUCCGUGCCUUUAAUCUAUCACAAUAUUAUCAUACUCCACAAUCAUGUUCGAGUCGGCGUCAACCUACACUCUCCGCCAACACCGGGCGGAUAGCGUCGUCCUCACGCAAGCCGAGUUGGUAGAAAUCCGUGCUGCCCAACGUACCUUUGAAGGCGCAUACCUACGGACCGCGCUCUCGCAGUUUUCCUUCUCCCUCAUAAUCCUCCGGAUCUUCACACAGGAAUUUUACUCCAUCGGCGCUCUGUUCGCAGUGUUUGGUGCAUUCAUCAUGCUCGCUAGCCUUUUAAGGAGGAGGAGUGGGAACAGGCAGUUCUUUAGGGAUGAGAAUGAAGGGGGGAGGAAAAAGUUUAGGACUUCUGGGAAUGUUGUUGCAGUGGUUAGUUUGAUUAGCAUCGCGGCUUAUUCCGCGCUGCUGGUUCUGUUGUGUAGGUUGCAGGGGGCAUAGGUUUGGACCGAACAAUGGAAUGGGGAUGUUCGGAAAUGGGAGUUGAUGUGGAAUUUUUGUUUGGUAGCGUGGGGUUUUGCUGAGUCUCAUUCCUCUUUUGCCAGCUCGCAAGAGAUGGUUCACUUAAUAUUAUUGGUAAUUAGGAUUUAUCUACAUGCCGG